CGAGCUCGUGCCUACCAGUAGUAGCGUCUCGCCUCGCUCCCCUGCCCGACCCAGUAAAAUACUGUCUGCCCACUCGCCGGCGAAGAUGGCCCACCGCCACGUCCUCCUCGUGGCGCUCGCCGUCCUCGCCACGGCCGCCGUCGCCGUCGCGUCCUCCUCAUCCUCCUUCACCGACUCGAACCUGAUCCGGCCCGUCACCGAGCGCGCCGCCACCGCGCUCGAGUCCACCAUCGUCGCCGCGCUCGGCCGCAGCCGCCACGCGCUCCGCUUCGCGCGCUUCGCCGUUAGGUACGGCAAGAGCUACGAGAGCGCGGCGGAGGUCCAGAGGCGGUUCCGGAUCUUCUCCGAGAGCCUCGAGGAGGUCCGCUCCACCAACCAGAAGGGCCUCUCCUACCGCCUCGGCAUCAACCGCUACUCCGACAUGAGCUGGGAGGAGUUCCAGGCGAGCCGGCUCGGCGCGGCGCAGACCUGCUCGGCGACGCUCCGCGGCAACCACCGGAUGCAGGACGCCAACGCGCUCCCAGAGACUAAAGACUGGAGGGAGGAUGGGAUCGUUAGCCCCGUAAAAGACCAGAGCCACUGCGGCUCCUGCUGGACCUUCAGCACUACUGGUGCACUUGAGGCAGCAUAUACUCAGGCCACUGGAAAGAACAUCUCCCUUUCUGAGCAACAGCUGGUGGACUGUGCCGGUGCAUACAAUAAUUUUGGUUGCAACGGAGGCCUUCCAUCCCAGGCAUUUGAGUACAUCAAAUACAAUGGUGGCCUUGACACCGAGGAGUCUUACCCUUACAAGGGUGUCAAUGGCGUCUGCCAUUACAAGCCUGAAAAUGCUGCAGUUCAGGUUUUGGACUCAGUUAACAUCACACUGAAUGCUGAGGACGAACUGCAGAAUGCUGUCGGGUUGGUUCGCCCAGUCAGUGUUGCCUUUGAAGUGAUCAACGGUUUCAGGCAGUACAAAAGCGGAGUUUACACCAGUGAUCAUUGUGGUACUACUCCCGAUGAUGUGAACCACGCUGUUCUGGCUGUUGGUUACGGUGUGGAAAAUGGCACCCCCUAUUGGCUCAUCAAGAACUCAUGGGGUGAGUCCUGGGGUGACAAGGGCUACUUUAAGAUGGAAAGGGGCAAGAACAUGUGUGCUGUUGCUACUUGCGCGUCUUACCCUAUUGUGGCAGCAUGAAGCGCCAAUUGCUGGCAAGUUCAGUGUGAACUUGAUCUGCAUCAAUAAUGCGUUUUCAGCCCGGGGAAGAUCGGAAGAUGGGGUUUAUACAGGGACAGAAACUUUGUUGUGAAUAUAUAAAUCUUGAUGACUAGUACUCAAUAUGAAACCCGUGCAUGUAUUCUUCUUUUGUAUGGUUGUAUGGUUUAUGUAAUCCAGCAACUGGGGUUUUGCACGUCAAAGAACGUUUUUAUUUCCGGGACAAAAUAAAAUGGCCCUUUCAUAGGGCACCUGUGCAUCUCAACGGAAAAUUACGUUCAACUUGCAGACUUCUGUAUGCAUAUAUUUGGCUAUGUCCUAUGUGAA
Messenger RNA from Brachypodium distachyon (stiff brome), 1522 nucleotides. RefSeq names its product thiol protease aleurain. NCBI's taxonomy places the organism in Eukaryota, Viridiplantae, Streptophyta, Magnoliopsida, Poales, Poaceae. Gene Ontology annotation, molecular function: cysteine-type endopeptidase activity. Gene Ontology annotation, cellular component: lysosome. Bases 86 to 1177 code for a protein of 363 amino acids. The record is from RefSeq and is a predicted model, not a curated record. Gene Ontology annotation, biological process: immune response. The transcript has 8 exons.